CUUCCGUGUUCUUCACUAGGAGGAAGAGGCUUUUCACGGGGCGGACGCGGCCGAACUUCUUACUUUUAUUAGGCCGAACCAGCUUUAAAUAUUGAAGAAAAAACUAAAAUUCAACACACCGAGCUGAAAAACUUUGGGGAAAUGUCUGACAGCCGAGACGAGGAGAAAUCACCGGGAGAGCAGGAACCUCAGGGCGCCGUGGGCGGAGAAGAUGUUAUUGAUGAUCCCAUCUUGGAGCAGGGAGCAGUGGUCCUCAGAGGGUAUGUGAUUGAACGUAUAAACACAGAAGACCCUAGUCGGCACGUCUCCUCUGAGGAUCUGGGAGGAAGGCCGGAUGAACUACAGGAUCCACAAAUUAAAGAAGUGGUGGAUCAGCUUCUCAAGAUAGCUGAUGAACUGAACAGGAACGCUGAGCUCCAGCGACUUAUCAACCAGGUUCAGGGAAACUGUGCUCAGGACAUCUUCAUGAAGGUUGCCAGGAGCAUCUUUGCUGAUGGAAUUAACUGGGGUCGAGUGGUGGCUCUCUUUCAUCUGGCCUACAGACUUAUAUACAAGGCUCUGACUACCAACCAUUUAGAGAACAUCAGAAUGGUUAUCAGCUGGGUUCUCCAAGUCAUUAGAGAGCAGCUCUAUGCCUGGCUUGUGCAGCAGGGAGGCUGGGAGGGGGUGAUCCGUAGCUUUUCUCGAUGGAGGGCAGCAGCCAUAGUAGCAUCAGUCGUACUGGUGGCAACUUUUGUUUAUCUCAGGAGGACACGCUGACACUACCAGACCUCACAACCAGGACUGCAGUCCCAUCUCCUGAAUAUAUGCAGCUUUUUGAUAAAGACAGUCUCUGGGACAUUAAUUACAACCACUCCUCAUCCUUCAUAUCAUUAGCAAGAGGAGGUCAAGUAUUUUACUUUUCUCAGGUUUCCAAGAACAAAAUAAGUGCUUUUACAGCCAGUUGUCCACUAGACAUCUGUCUUCCUUCACCAGCAGCUUAUCAGGACCUUCCACAAAUUACAGAAGCUGCUACACAACCUGCACCAGCCAUUUUGGAGGCGCUUAGCCGCUGAGUAGCAGUGGCUGUCAGCAAUGAUGUUGUUUAAAGAAGUGGGACAUACUACAACUGUCAUCUAAGUCAAGGACCUGACCUUACCUGAACCACAUCUGAGGCUCUAGGUGGGGUCUUUGGCCUUUGGAAAAUUUGGAUGAGACUUAGAGGACAUAGAGAGUAGGGCUGCUUGAUGGAGAUCGCUAUUAUUUAACACGAUUGCUCAUAGACUUUAGAAUCAUGCAUUUAUUAAACUUCUUAAAAAGAACUUCAGCUUUUUAGCCGUAGGUUUUGUUAACAUUUAAAUGUAAUUCAAAACAAAUAUAAAGAUAAAUGCAAAGAAAUAAUGAAGUCAGUUUGUCUGCAAGGGAUUUAGCACCAGGUUCUCUACAAACAUGAAGUGUGAGAUAGGAGAUUGGUGACCAGUGUACAAAUAAACCUCUGCACCAGACAGACGUGACUAUCUGACACCACCUAUGGUUCAAUGCAACAAGUCUGAUUAAUUGCCCAAUCUAAAGAAGAUACCUGAAAAAUGACCCUGAGGACACUAACAUGAUUUUUCUUAAUGCAAGCAAUCAAAAAGUCAAAAUUGACUGCCUUCCAUGUGAGUUUGUAGCUGAAGUUUUAAUGCUGUUGUAUUUUGGCCAAACGGUAGCCAUGAUGGUUCUUUAGUUAACCACGCUCAUAUCUUUUUAUACACAUGCAUGUCAACAAAUGAAGCAUUUAAAACGUCCUGGUUGUCAUGAGUCUUCAGAGCUGGAGAAAGUACCAAAUGCCAACACUCUGCACCAUGGAAAAUGCAAUUUCAGUUUUUUUUUUUUUUUGUUUUUUUUUUAAUGGACAUGGUCCAUCUCAGGUUCAGGUAAGUCAUCUGCUCAGGUCCUUCUUAGAUCAGUGCAGUGUAAUACGUAAAGGGAAUGAGAUUUUUAUUUGUGUUUUGAACUACUCUGCUGGCUCACAGCUCUGUUGAUGAGCUGAGGUUCUUCUAGUGCCUGAAAUACUUUACUGCUGGUAGUGACUUAUGUUUACAGUGAGUUGCCCCUUUAACUAUCUCUUAUGAGUAAUCCCCUCACCAUCACCGUACUGUGAAGACAUCUGAAUUGCACACGGACUGGUAAAAUCCAUGCCAACAGUACCACUGCCUGAUUUUAGGGCAAAAACAGCUAUUGUCUGUUUAAGUCAUUAGUUUUAAAAAAAAAAGACAGAGUUGAGGUGUCUGCAUAAUGCUGAAGUGUGGAGUGUGGACAGGAGAGCAUGUUGAAAAGACCAGUGCAUGACUGACAAAUGGUGUCUUGUGAGACUCUGCUUCUGGAGUGUUAAGGAGCUAAUUUCGGUUGCAUCUAUGGCUGAUGGUCUCCCUGCUGUAUGUAAAUAACAGAAGUCUGAUCUGACUGAGGAAGCCAAUGCAGCAGCCUAUAAAAUGCAAUCAGCCUUGAUUAGCAGGUUGGACAGCAUUCAACUACAUCUUCACUGAGCCUUAAUAUGAACAGAUGUUCAUAUGAAGGUACAUUUUUAGCCUGUAAAACUUGUGUGGCCAUUGAGAAAUGGUUGAAAAAAAAUAUCUAUGUAGAUUCUUAAAGUAGACAAAGGGGAGCAAAAUUUUAGUGAACAAGAAAUUGUUCUGUGUGGCUCUAUGGGAAUAAAGUUUUAUAGAUGAAGAGGUACUUACUUAAACUAGUCCUUUUUACUCAUUACAGUUUUUGCUAUUAGACUGAGCUCUUUGAGAGGGAAAUCACACUAUUCAUCUGCUGUUCUGUUGCAUCUGUUUAAAUUGAAACCUGAUGAUUUUUAUUGUUUUGUCUGAAUUUUUUUUUGUAAUGGACUACAUUUGUGUGAAUAAAUGUAAAGUGUCUUAGACUGCU
Molecule: messenger RNA, 2895 nt
Organism: Amphiprion ocellaris (clown anemonefish)
Lineage: Eukaryota; Metazoa; Chordata; Actinopteri; Pomacentridae
Exons: 6
Coding region: 142-759 (205 amino acids)
Biological process (GO): intrinsic apoptotic signaling pathway in response to DNA damage; extrinsic apoptotic signaling pathway in absence of ligand; mitochondrial fusion
Cellular component (GO): mitochondrial outer membrane
Molecular function (GO): channel activity; protein heterodimerization activity; protein homodimerization activity
Source: RefSeq, a predicted model, not a curated record